AUGUCGCCCGGCGCUGGCGGCCAUCAGCCAGACUACUCUCCGGUGUCGUGGGAGGAGUAUUUUGAGCAGAUGGAGGAUGUUAAUGUGAGCGCGGGGCUGGCGGAUGGCGGUGAUGUUUUCAGGGUGUACCGGGCGGGCGACGCCGGGCCGCUGCUGCUGCUGUUGCACGGCGGGGGGCACUCGGCACUGUCCUGGGCUGUCUUCACCACCGCCAUUGCCAGCAGAGUGACAUGCAGAGUGCUCGCCAUGGAUCUCCGAGGUCACGGUUCGACAUUGGUCCGCCAAUCGGAUGACUUUUCUACUCAAACCAUGUCCAGCGAUGUAGCUAAUGUGAUCCGAGCCUCGUACGGUGAGACCCCUCCCCCUAUCGUCCUGAUCGGGCAUGGCGUUGGCGGCGCCAUCGCGGUGCACACAGCCAGCAGCAUGCUGUUGCCCACUGCAGUGGGCCUGGUGGUUAUAGACGUGGUGGAAGGCAGUGCCAUGGACGCCCUCCACAGCAUCCAGAACUUUCUGAAGGGAAGACCCAAGUCCUUCAAGUCCAUGGAGCACGCCAUCGAGUGGAGUGUCAAGAGUGGACAAAUUAGAAACCUGGAAUCUGCCAGGGUCUCGAUGGUUGGUCAGAUCAAAAGGUGCGAGGUGGAGGAGAGCGACGCUCUGGAGCAGACCAGCCCCACCCCCGACCUGGUGGCCGAGCGGAGCGAAGAGUUCUAUGACCAGAGCUACGUCAAUGACAAAGAAAAUGCUGCCACUGAGAGCGUCUACAAGUGGCGGAUCGACCUCUCCAAGUCCGAGAAGUAUUGGGACGGAUGGUUCAGAGGCACCUCCAACCUCUUCCUGGCCUGUAACCUGCCCAAGCUGCUGCUACUGGCAGGAAUCGAUCGGUUGGACAGAGACCUGACUAUCGGGCAGAUGCAAGGUAAAUUCAUGAUGCAGGUGCUGCCCCCCUGUGGCCACGCUGUGCAGGAGAACAAACCCGACAAGGUGGCUGAAGCCGUGGCCGCCUUCCUGCUGAGACACAGGUUCGCUGAAGCGAGAAGAGACACCGCGAGGUGA
This is a messenger RNA of Salarias fasciatus (jewelled blenny), 1053 nucleotides long. RefSeq names its product protein phosphatase methylesterase 1-like. Gene Ontology annotation, molecular function: protein methylesterase activity. The record is from RefSeq and is a predicted model, not a curated record. Gene Ontology annotation, biological process: protein demethylation. Bases 1 to 1053 code for a protein of 350 amino acids. The transcript has 11 exons. Lineage: Eukaryota; Metazoa; Chordata; Actinopteri; Blenniiformes; Blenniidae.